Vicia faba (fava bean) is the source of this 798-nucleotide messenger RNA. The record is from the annotation of a GenBank genome assembly. NCBI's taxonomy places the organism in Eukaryota, Viridiplantae, Streptophyta, Magnoliopsida, Fabales, Fabaceae.
AUGCUUAGAUCUCAACCUGAAAAGCUAGCUCAAAGGAAUCUCUUCUCUCCACACUUACCAACCAACGGGAUAAGCUACGAUAUCAAAAUGGAUAGUUCUAUCGCCAUGCCUAUGACUUCUUCACAAAUGAAACGUUUCAGAGACUCCACAAACGAAUCCAACUCUCUUCAACUACCUCAGAAAAUCAAACUCUCUAAUCAAUCCAAUCUUCUUGACCAGUCCAAUCUCCAUCUCCACAAUUCUCAACAAUCCGAAAUCGAUUGUUUAAUUCAACAACAUACGGAGAAUUUGAGAACGGAAAUACGAAAGCUAACAAUGAAGCAAACAAGAAUGCUACAGUGCGUGAUCCGCGAUUCAAUGGUGAAGAAACUGAAGCAAAAAGACGAAGAGAUCGAGGACCUUGGAAAACUGCAGUUACUGCUUCAAGAAAGAGUGAAAACGUUGCUAAUGGAGAAUCAGAUUUGGAGGGAGAUGGCGAUGACGAACGAAACCGCUGUAAAUACGUUACGUAUCGAAUUGGAAAAAGUGAUGCAAGUUAGCGAGAUCCACCACCACCGUAAUAACGGUUGCGAUGAAGCGGAAGAUGCGGAAUCUAGUUGUAGAAGUAACUGCCACGUGGAGGUUGAGGAAAAUGUGGCGGGAAAAUGGAUGUGCAAGCAAUGUGGGGUAAAUAGGUCAGAAGUGCUUUUACUUCCAUGUAGGCAUUUGUGUCUGUGUAUGAUUUGUGGGUCUAGUAUUUUCAAUUGCCCUCUCUGUUUUUCUGCUGUUAAUGCUAGUGUUCAGGUUAAUUUCUGUUAA